AUGAUUAUGUUUUCUCUUUUGGGGAAGAUUUCUCUGGGUAUUUUGACAUUUGUCCUGAUAGAAGGAAACCUUCCAUCAUCAACAGAAGAGAUCCAAGAAACCAAGAGUGCAGUUUCUUUUCUGCCUGGAGAAAAUACAGACCCUUCUCUACUUACUGAAAGGAAACAACUUCCGGACCACCAAGAAGUGGAAAGACAGUGGUUACGUAGAAGGCGAAGGCGGCGAUCUAUUCUGUUUCCUAAUGGAGUAAAAAUCUGCCCAAAUGAAAGUGUUACAGAGGUAGUGGCAAACCAUGUGAAAUAUUUUAAAGUCCGAGUGUGUCAGGAAGCUGUCUGGGAAGCCUUUAGGACUUUUUGGGAUAGACUUCCCGGGCGUGAAGAAUAUCAUUACUGGAUGAAUUUGUGUGAGGAUGGGAUCACAAACAUAUUUGAAAUGGGUACAAAUUUUAGCCAGUCUGUGGAACACAGAAGCUUAAUCAUGAAGAAACUGACAUAUACAAAGGAAACUGUAAGCAGUUCCUGUAAGAACCAGCACUGUGGCCCUGAGUUGUCAUCUCCAGUUCCUGUUGGUGAUACCUCAACAUUGGGAGGUGCUGCUUUUAGUGUACCAUAUCCAGGGAUAGCCUCCUACGAAGAUGCUUCAGAGAGCAGUUUGGAGAGGCCAGAGGACAGUAUUAGCAAUGAAAUUGAGACUGUGAUAGAAGAGCCCAUGAGACCAGCAGCUGAGCAGAUUGCAGAAUUCAUAAUCCACCUUUUGGGGAAGCAAUACAGAGAAGAGUUGCAGGACCCCUCCAGCUCCCACCACCAGAACCUUGUGAAAGAGUUUAUUUCAGAGGUUGAAAAUGCAUUUACUGGUCUACCAGGCUACAAGGAUUUUCGUGUUCUUGAAUUUAGGUCCCCUAAGGAAAAUGGCAGUGGUAUAGAUGUUCACUAUACAGUUACCUUCAAAGGUGAGGCCAUCAGCAAUACUACCUGGGACCUAAUUAGCCUUCACUCCAACAAGGUGGAAAACCAUGGCCUUGUGCAAUUGGAUGAUAAACCCACUGCUGCUUAUACAAUUAGUAACUUCAGAGAUUAUAUUGCUGAAACACUGUACCGGAAUUUUUUGCUGGGGAAUUCCUCCUUGAAUCCAGAUCCCAAGUCUCUUCAGCUUAUUAAUGUGAAAGGGGUUUUGCUUCCCCAAACUGAAGAACAAGUUUUGAACACCCAAAGUUCAAUUCUUCAGGCAACGCCACCAUCUAUUCUGGAUAAUACCCUUCCAACUGAAUGGCUCUCAGCAGAUGAAUCCACUAGCAGCAGCAUUUCACCACUUGGUUUCAGCUCUGGUCUUCCCUCGAUCAGGGGCAGGGAACUCUGGUCAGAAAGUUCUUUGGGUGAUUUAGUGUCUUCACCUAAAAUAGCCUUUCCCUCGAAGGUGGUCCUCAGUUCUUCCCCGGAGUUGUUAGAGGUUAGCAGCUUGCCUCUUCAUUCUGUUACCCCAGCAGUGCUUCAGACUAGCUUGCCUGUGACUUCUGAGGAGAGGACUUCUGGAUCCCACUCAUUAGAAGAUGGAUUAGCCAAUAUCGAGGAGUCACAAGAUGUUCUUUUUAUUGAUUCAUUGCCUUCAAGUUCAUUCAUUCAGCCUGUGCCAAAAGAAAUAAUAUCAUCCACGGAAGAUGCUGGUGUGUCCCUGACAUCUUCUCCAUACUUAACCUCUUCUGUUACAUUAGAAGGUAUUGCUAAAGAAAUAACUGUACCUUUUGGCUUGGACUCCUUGGCCUCCAAAGUCACAGACCAAGUGGAAGCAAGCCCUUUGUUUCCAGACACAUCUGUGGAAAAAGAGUUCAUAUUUGAGAAUGGUUUAGGUUCUGGGUCUGGGCAAAAAGUGGAUUUGACUAUUUGGCCAUGGAGUGAGACUUCAUUGGAGAAGAUCACUGAACCACUGUCCAAGUCAUGGCUUGAAGAUAAGGAUUCACUUUCACCAACUGAGGGUAUAGAUGACAAAAUGUUGUCUAUAGACCAAAUUGUUGAGCAUUCAAAACAUUGGCAUGAUAGAUCCACAGACUUUGCAGAGGAAGAGUCUCUUGUUGGACCCACUGUACCCAUCUUUUCAGAGUCUUCAACUCAGUCUGCAUCUCUAACUUUUUCCAAGCACAUAUCAGAGGUAUCUGACAUUGAUUAUUACUCAGUUACAGAAGCAACUCUUCUCUUGGCAUCUAUAGCAAGCUCUGAUUCUACUGAGAAAACAGAGCAAGUGAAUGCCUUCCCAAGGAAGGAUAUGGAACAAAUAGUAGAGUCAUCUGGCCAUGAAUGGUUUGAUAGCAAGGUUUCAGUGGUGACAACAGAUAUGCAGCCUGCGUGGACCAUAUUGCCAGAAUCAGAUAUAGUUUGGGCAAGAACUUCUUCCAUGGGGAAAUUGUCCAGAGAUACAUUGGCAAGUACACCACACAGUACUGACAAACUCUGGUUGAAAGCUUCCAUGACACAGUCCACCAAAUUGCCUCCAACCACAAGCUCCACCCUGCUAGAGGAUGAAGUAAUUAUGGGUGUACAGGAUAUUUCAUUAGAACUGGACCGGGUAGACACAGAUUAUUAUCAGCCUGAGCUAAUCCAAGAGCAAAAUGGCAAGAUUGGUAGCUAUGUGGAAAUGUCUAUCAAUGAUCACUCCACAAAGAUGCCUAUUGUGGCUCAGCCCACAAAAGGAGAUGACUCAAGAUACACCCAGCCCACAGGAGCUUUGGUAGUUUUCUUCAGCCUUCGAGUGACUAACAUGAUGUUUUCAGAAGAUCUAUUUAAUAAAAACUCUUUGGAAUAUAAAGCCCUGGAGCAAAGAUUCUUAGAAUUGCUGGUUCCCUAUCUACAAUCAAACCUCACAGGGUUUCAGAAUUUAGAAAUUCUGAACUUCAGAAAUGGCAGCAUUGUGGUGAACAGUCGAAUGAAGUUUGCCAAGUCUGUCCCUCCUAAUGUUAACAAUGCUGUGUACAUGAUUCUGGAAGACUUUUGCACCACUGCCUACCAAACCUUGAACUUGGAUAUUGAUAAAUACUCCCUUGACGUGGAAUCAGGUGAUGAAGCCAACCCUUGCAAGUUUCAGGCCUGUAACGAAUUUUCUGAGUGUUUGGUCAACUCUUUGAGUGGAGAAGCAAAGUGCAGAUGCCAUCCUGGAUACCUGAGUGUGGAUGAGCUACCAUGUCAGAGUCUCUGUGACCUGCAGCCUGACUUCUGCUUGAACGAUGGAAAAUGUGACAUUAUGCCUGGACAUGGAGCCAUUUGUAGAUGCCGGGUGGGUGAGAACUGGUGGUACCGAGGGAAGCACUGUGAGGAGUUUGUGUCUGAGCCCUUAGUCAUAGGCAUCACCAUAGCUUCCAUGGCUGGCUUUCUUCUCAUCACUUCUGUAGUCAUCUUCUUCCUUGUCAGGACUCUUCAAGCUCAGAAUGUCAGUAGAGAAACAGAGAGGCCUGUCAGCUCUAGCAGGCAGCCUGACAGCCUGUCAUCCCUGGAGAAUGCUGUAAAGUGCAACCCUAGGUAUGAAAGCCACGUGGUUGGAUGCAAGCAACACGAGGAGCCUCAGCAUUGCUUCUAUAGCGCUGCUAGUGAAGAGAUGAUUGGUGGUCUGAGCAGAGAAGAAAUCAGACAGAUGUAUGAGAGCAGUGACCUUUCUAAAGAGGAAAUUCAAGAGAGAAUGAGGAUUUUGGAACUGUAUGCCAAUGAUCCUGAGUUUGCAGCUUUUGUGAGAGAACAUCAAAUGGAAGGGCUUUAAUCCAAAUGCCAUUUUGAC
This is a messenger RNA of Castor canadensis (American beaver), 3756 nucleotides long. Lineage: Eukaryota; Metazoa; Chordata; Mammalia; Rodentia; Castoridae. The record is from RefSeq and is a predicted model, not a curated record.